AUGGCUGAGACCUCGGAGCCUGGCGGGGCUCAAGCCCCUCCAGUCACUGCUGCCGCACCCGGCUGGCCCAAAUUGACCCACCCGGGCAAGGCCAUCCUGGCAGGUGCCAUUGCGGGGGGCAUCGAGAUCUGCAUCACCUUCCCCACUGAGUAUGUAAAGAGGCAGCUGCAGCUGGAUGAGAGGGCCAACCCAUCUCGCUACAAGAGCAUUGGGCACUGUGUGAGACUGACUGUCCAGGACCAUGUCUUCCGGGGGCUGUAUAGGAGCCUCAGUUCCCUGCUGUACAGCUCCAUCCCGAAAUCUGCUGUCAGGUUUGGGGUCUUUGAGGUCUUCAGCAAUUCUGCCAAGGACCCUCAAGGGAAGCUGGACAGCAAGAAGAGUUUGCUGUGUGGCAUUGGGGCUGGCGUGGCAGAGGCCGUGGUGGUCGUCUGUCCCAUGGAGACCAUCAAGGUGAAGUUAAUUCAUGAUCAGGGGUCCCUGGCACCCAGGUACAGAGGCUUUUCCCAUGGAGUUUGGGAAAUUGUGUGUGGGACUUACCAGGGCCUCACGGCCACCGUCCUCAAGCAAUGCUCCAACCAGGCUAUCCGCUUCUUCGUCAUGACCUCCUUCUGCAACUGGUAUCUAGGGGAUGACCCCCACAGGGAGAUGAACCCAUUUGUCACGGCUGCGUUUGGGGCCACUGCGGGAGCAGCCAGCGUCUUUGGCAACACCCCCCUGGAUGUCAUCAAGACCAGGAUGCAGGGACUGGAAGCAUACAAGUACCGAAACACCCUGGAUUGCGCCUACGAGAUCCUGAAAAACGAGGGCCCUUUGGCGUUCUACAAAGGGAUGGUCCCCCACCUUGGCCAGGUCUGUCUGGAUGUGGCCAUUGUUUUUGUCAUUUAUGAGGAGGUGGUGAAACUUCUCAACAAGGUCUGGAAAACCAUGUAA
Lacerta agilis (Sand lizard) is the source of this 930-nucleotide messenger RNA. RefSeq names its product tricarboxylate transport protein, mitochondrial-like. Gene Ontology annotation, biological process: mitochondrial citrate transmembrane transport. The record is from RefSeq and is a predicted model, not a curated record. Lineage: Eukaryota; Metazoa; Chordata; Lepidosauria; Squamata; Lacertidae. Bases 1 to 930 code for a protein of 309 amino acids. The transcript has a single exon.